GCGUUGCAUCGAAAGAGAUGUCAAAUUAAUAUUUUUUUCUUUUCAUCAAAAGAAGCCAAAUACUAUAAUUAUUAUAAAGAUUUGACAUAGUAAUGGAUUUUUGGAAGUCUGUUCUGUUAUCCUGUAUCACUGGGUUAACAUUCGCAGAAAAAGUGUAUCAGCCUACUGAAUGCCCAGGCUUAUACUGUGGAAAAAAAGAACUUGGUCCAGGAGAAUACUCAGGAUGUGGGGCUUGUCCAAGAGGUUACCAGCCAGAGUAUAACUCAAUAUGCAGCGAGUGCACAAGUAACCCCACAUUGUAUGACUGGUUGUAUUUAGGUUUUAUGGCACUGCUGUCCUUGUUGCUACAUUUCUUCUUCAUUGAUUACACUAACCAGAAUAAAAAAUCACUUGUAGUGCUACAUUUGUCUGCACUUCUUGAGAGUGUUAUAGCCGCAUUUCUCACAGUGUUGUUGACAGACCCGUUAGGUUCUCUGAUGAUCCGAUCAUGUCCAGUGAGUCGCCUAGAAGACUGGUACUCAAUGUUGUAUAAUCCUUCACCAAAUUACACAACAACAUUCCAUUGUACACAGGAAAUUGUGUACCCUCUUUACACAAUAGUAAUGGUAUACUACGCCUUCUCCCUGUUGUUUUUGAUGUGUCUGCGUCCAAUGAUCAGCCUCAGGUUUGUAGAAUGUCUCGGCACCAGGUCAAUAUACGCUGCUCUCUACUUCCUACCAAUCCUAAUAGUGAUCCAGGCAGUGUUUGGUGGACUUCUUUAUUAUUCAUUCCCUUACAUCAUGAUCAUAGCUUCAUUAGUGACAAGUGCUAUACACAUGGCACAAGGUAUUCAACAGGGAUUCACAGACCUGCUUGCAGAGAACUUCAAAAAUAUGCGAAAUCUGACAAUACUGAUUGGUCACUGGAUUCUGCAUUGUUAUGGAAUUAUCUCCCUUACAGAACUGAAACAACCAGAUCUUCAUGUGCCGUUGUUGUUACUGGUCUUCUUCCCUGUCAUUUUUUAUGUGGUCACAACAAAGUUCACCCAUCCUGAUAAUCUUGAUAAAACAGAGUGAUAGAUUGUUUCAUCAACAUUAAAGAUGAUACUGACUGGGCGUACUGUAAAAGAGAAGUAUGAUGAUGAAGAGCUACAGCUUUUGCAGACUUGUUGAGUACUCUGUGUAAGCAAAUGGACUUAAACAGAACAGUGUUCUUGAAAGCUGGAACAUUUACAGAGUGUGCUUGGUAAACCUUGUGCUGAGAAACUAAUCAUGAGAUUAAUGGUGGCUGCAGCAGAAAGUCUUGGUUCUAAAUCUUUCUAUGGAUGCUCACAACUGUGAACACUUUUCUGUCUUACUCAGGUGACAAAAAUUUCAGAACACUAUUCAUAAUUCUAUAGAACUAUUCCAGAACAUGAAUGGAAUGCAGUUUGUCCAACAUUUGGAUGCAAAUAUUGACAAUAUCUCUGGUAUAUGUUCAGCUUGAUCCAGAUCAAUUAUAUUCUUUGCAAUUAAUGUCUUAGAAUAUUUUUUAGAAGAAGAUUGGCCGCAUUUUAUUUUGUUAUCAUAAAUCUAGUCACUUUUAAAAUGUAGUGUGAGUCAUUUAUUUCCUUGUACAUGAUUUAUACCUUGCUUGGAUAACUCAGUAAUCCUCAGUAAAUAGAGCUCAAGACUUAAGGUUGGAAGGUUGUCAGUUAGAAACCGAGGUGUUGCGAUUGUUCUCCGUGAGCAUUAACUGAAAACAAUAUCUGUGUCAAAGGUCGUUUGUAAUUAACCUCUGUGGGGAAAGUGACUGUAGGAAAUGUGCAUAAUUUAUUUAAUCUCAGGUCUGUAAUAUUAUCAAAGUCUAGUGGGAAGCUUGAAAUUGCUGCCUUCCCAUAGAGUUCUGUAUUUAUUGGUAUUCCUGCGAGUGAGUGCAUAUUUUCAACACGGCUUUCAAUAUAGGCUGUUCCUAUAACUUGAAAAUGUAUCAUUUAAAACGACUUGUUCACAUUUUUAAGAUGGAAUUGGAAGUCCUCUCUAAUUUUUCAUAUAAAUAUACUGGUAUUGGUGUAUGAAUUUACGAAAUGUAUAUAUGAAAUGUACAGAAUCAGUAACAUUUAAAGAAAAUGUUAACAUCACUUUGGAUGUUUAGAAGCAACAUUGUAAAUAUUAGAUACUUGUUUUCAAAUGAUUGUGUGAAUGAAAAUACUUGCACUAAAAAAAUUCCUCUGAACUUUUUAACAAAUUAAGCACUGUACCAGUUCCGAGAGUCAGAUCAACGGCACCACUGAAAAAUGGUACUAGUAUAUGGUAAACUCAGAGAUAUAUUAAAUGGUUCCUAGCAUGGAACAAGCUUGAUUAGAAAUUUGACUGAAGAAUUUCAACUUGAAAAUCUUUUGCAUAAUUCUUAAAAUCUGACUAGGAUACUUUGAAUGAAUGAUACACAGCUGAGAACAAAAACAGAAAAUUCCACCUGAGUGAGUAAAAGUGAUAGCAGGGACAAUACAGUUGCUCUAAUGGAGUUGUCUGUCAUUAUGCUUAGCAGCAGAUCUGGUCAAAGAAACUGGUUCAUGUUUGAAGAUAUAGUCUGCAGUUUUAAGAAUUGAUGAGUAGCAGUUUCAACAUUCUAUAUUGUUCCAUUACUUGCAUGUGUAUGACUGAUAAUACAACAAUGUAUGUACAUUGUAUACUUCAAUAUAGUUAUUAGUUUUGUGCCAUGUACAACAAGUGUAAGUGUUAUAUUUAAGUAAUGUCUGUUUUUAAGGUAGUUCUGCACGUUUGAAAAACCGGAAAUGAUAGCGUAACAUCAUUUAUCCAGAAAACAUAGAAUAAAGCCUGGAUAUGGCAUAUGGAAAUGAAAAUCAGUUUAUGAAUUAAAGUAAAUUUAUUAUAGUGGCAGUGUUGCUAUAUUUCUAAAGUCAAAAUAUGAUAUUAAAAAUAUGGCACGUUGAAUAAAUCAAAAUAAUGUCUUAAAAUUAACGUGAAAUGUCCGGUUCCCUUUAAUCAUAGUCAAAUAUCUCAAUAAUAAGCACACAGACCUCUACAUUUUAUUUCACCAAAUUAUAGGCCAUGUGUUUAUUUACAGCUGCGAGAAGUUUUAUCAAAAUCUACAUUGCAGAAAAAAUUCUAUUCGCGAAAAUGUUACAAAAGUUAUGAUUUUCCCAAAGACUCCUAUUAUGAAAUAUUGCUCGUCAAUACGGUGAGAUCCAAAUUUUUCAAAUCAGUCUAGCAAAAAAUCAAGCACACGACCCUAUCUUUUUUAUUUGCUGAAUUUUCUAAGUAUAUUCUGAAGUUUUGAAAAAUUAGAGUUCAAUCAAAUUCUACAUUGUAGAAAAAAAUUCAAUCCAAACGUGCAGAACUACCUUAACUCAUGCCUUUUGAGUUGGUAUAUUUCCAGAAAAUUUUGGUUUUAACAUAUGAUGAACUGUAUGCUUUUAAUGACGACUGUAUGAAUAAAUCUUUACUGUU
Mercenaria mercenaria is the source of this 3428-nucleotide messenger RNA. Its product is annotated as JNK1/MAPK8-associated membrane protein-like. NCBI's taxonomy places the organism in Eukaryota, Metazoa, Mollusca, Bivalvia, Venerida, Veneridae. Bases 93 to 1055 code for a protein of 320 amino acids. The record is from RefSeq and is a predicted model, not a curated record. Gene Ontology annotation, biological process: response to unfolded protein. Gene Ontology annotation, molecular function: ubiquitin protein ligase binding. Gene Ontology annotation, cellular component: membrane. The transcript has 7 exons.